Messenger RNA from Entelurus aequoreus (snake pipefish), 2454 nucleotides. RefSeq names its product zinc finger protein 614-like. Gene Ontology annotation, cellular component: nucleus. The transcript has 2 exons. Bases 341 to 1567 code for a protein of 408 amino acids. Gene Ontology annotation, biological process: central nervous system development; regulation of transcription by RNA polymerase II. Gene Ontology annotation, molecular function: DNA-binding transcription factor activity, RNA polymerase II-specific; RNA polymerase II cis-regulatory region sequence-specific DNA binding. The record is from RefSeq and is a predicted model, not a curated record. NCBI's taxonomy places the organism in Eukaryota, Metazoa, Chordata, Actinopteri, Syngnathiformes, Syngnathidae.
AAGAGCAGUACUGCCUUGUAACGUCAAGUGUGCUAACUGUCGUGAAAGCACAUCGACGGAAGAAGAAGUGUGCAGGACGCUAAUAAGUCAGUCUUAUUAUUUAUUAUCCAGUUUGAAAUAUUUACGUCGUAUAAAAUACAUCUUUGAUUCUUUAUUCAAAGAUAAAGUCGUCUCGAUGCGCUAGAAGCACUGUGCCGCUUCUCCUGCUAUUUUUGCUUGUUAGUUAGCUUAGCUCGCUAGUUAGCUUAGCGUGUUAGCUGCUAACAGAAGACACAGAAGUUAUCAACACAUCGCUAAGUAAAUAUCAAGUGUGAGAGUAAAGUGUUGUGAUUGUGUGAAAAUGUCUACAUUACACAUGUUGAGAGCGUUGGUGGAUCAGCGACUAACUGCUGCCGUUGAAGAAAUAUUUGUAGUGUUAGAAAGAACGAUAGCAGAAUACGAGGCGGAACUUUCUAGAACAAAAGAGGAAAACUAUCAACUACUGGACGCUGUUUUCAAGAAACAUCAAGUUGUGUUACACAGAACAGACCUCAAUGAAGAACGUCUACCGCAUGAGGAGGAGGAGGAACCACAGACCCCCAACAUACAUGAGGAAGAAAAGCUACCACAUUCCCAACACAUUAAAGACAAAGUAGAGGAGCCACAGCCCCCCCACAUUAACGAGGAAGACGAGAUGCCACAGACCCAUAGUGUUAAACUGACCCUUCACAUUAAAGGGCAAGUGGAGGACCCACUGAUCUUACACAUCAAAAAUGAAGAGGAGGACCCACUGACCCCCUACUUUAAAGAGGAGGGCCAAGAGCCACCGCACAUUAAAGAGGAAGAAGAGGAACACCGCAUCAGUCAGCCUAAAUGGUUGGUGGAGUUCCCAGUGACUGGUGUCCCUGUGAAGAGUGAAGAUGAUGAGGUCAAAGGUGAAAGUGAGGAGAAGAGAGAGGCGGAGCCUCCAAGCAGCAGCUCAACACAACACAUGACAACAGAAGCUGAUGGAGACCACUGUGGAGGAUCACAAGCAGACAAGCUCUUAGCUCCACUAUCAGAUAGUGAGGACACAACGUCACACUCUCCUGACACUGAUGAUGAAGACUCUAAAGAUGAUAAGACAUGUCACACUGACAACACUCACUUGAAAUGUUCUUACUGUGACAAAACCUUUAAAUACCAUUGUCAUCUGAAAACACACAUGAGAAGACACACUGGAGAAAAACCUUUUUGUUGCUCAGAAUGUGGUAAAUGUUUAGUAACAAGUGGAAAUUUGACAUUACACAUGAGAACACACACUGGCGAAAAACCUUUUAUCUGUUCACUCUGUGGUAAAGGUUUUGUACAAAGUUACAAUUUGAAAGUACACAUGAGAACACACACUGGAGAAAAACCUUUUUCCUGUUCAACCUGUGGUAAAGGUUUUACACAAAGUCAGAAUUUGAAAGUACACAUGAGAACACACACCGGUGAAAAAUCACAUUGCUGUUCAAUCUGCAACAGAAGCUUUUGUGAACGAUCAAACCUUGUAGCACACAUGAGAACACACAAGAGAGAAAGUGUUGAGUUGCAGUGUGUGUGGUGAAAGAUUCUCUUAUAAGUACCAGUGUAAGAAACACAAGUGUGCUGGUGAGAACAGCAGCAGCAAAUGAAACUGCAGGAUUUGAAAUAAACUGUCAAGACUUUAAUUUUGACUUUCUAACAACAUCAGCACAUAUAACAUGUGUGACAUUGUUGUUUGUGUAACAAUCUUUUUAAUAUGCUUCUACAUUUAUAAAUUGGACAGUUUGAAAUAUGGAAAUAUUACAUAUUUGUAUUUCUAAUUUUUAAUAAUUCCAUAGAUUAGCCCCUAUUUAUGAUAUACAUAUGUACUGGUUCACAUCUGAAACAUCUUCUGGAUCACUUCAGGAAGCAUAUUAUUAUUUACUUUAUUCAUCAUUUAAACAGUUGUCUUUUAUUAACUUUUAAAAUGAGUGACUUUAGGAGUCAUUUGUCUCUAUAAUCCAUUUUAUUAAUUAUCUUUAUUACUCUCUUUAGUAAUAUGAUGAUUGUGUUGUGAUUGUAUGUCCCCAGACCUUUAUGCAAUAUAAAAGUGAGAGAAAAUGGCUGAAUUGUUUGUGGAAGGAUGGUUUUUAAAUUUUAUUCCAAACUUACAUUCGUGUAUAAAACAAAAAUUCCCAUUAUUGGGAUUUAAAUAUUUUUAAUGUAUGUUUUCUUUUUAAACAUCCCCAAAACAAUAUGAAUAUCAAUCAAAGUUCGGAGUGUCAGGAAAAAGCCAAUAUUGUACAUCAUCCCACAGAGAUUUACUUUGCAUACUGUUGGAGCCAAAUUUCCUUAUUUGUUUAUAUAGUUUUUAUGUAGUUUUCUCUAAUUAAUUGCUGGCCUCUCUUCAUGCUAAAUUUCCUUUUCGGCAGAUUGCUCCGCCCACUUCCUCUCGACAACCAGGAGGUGUUGACAGGGAUGGAACCGUUG